UCGAUCUGUGAAACCCAGUCAGUCAUUUGAUUCGAUGCCGCCCGCUGGUCAUACGGAUACAAGCUUCUGGGAUGCAGCUGCCUCGGAUUUCUUCUCGUUUCUGGAGCGCGGUGAUGGCGGCGAGGAGUAAGGGAUUUCGCCACGAGAGCGGAGAGAGUGCCGAUUGCGGUGAGGCGAAUGGAGGCAAUCAGUUCCCUUCGGUGAUUUCAUGUGGGUUGGGAAAAGGGAUUGUGGGUGUAGGAUUGGAGAUCGUGAGAUAGUACCUCAGUCGGCGCUGAAACUGGGUUUUUGAGUUAAGGAGAUGAAGGAGGGUGUGGAGUCCCGGGUGCUUGCUUCGGAGAGUGAGGAGGAGAGGGAAAUGCGGAUCCGGAAGUUGUUUGAGGCAUUCGAUAGUGGGAAGUGCGGGUACUUAGAAAGCACGCAGAUUGAAUCUGGGUUGCAGUCAUUGUCCUUUCCGUUUCAGCGGAAGUAUGUGUUGGAGUUGCUUGAGGCAUGCGAUGCCAAUCGCGAUGGGCGCAUAGACUUCGCCGAAUUCCGGCGUUAUGUGAACGACAAGGAGAUUGAGUUGUUUAACCUCUUUGAGGCCAUUGAUGUCUCGCGUGACGGUGUGCUUCAGCGUGAGGAGCUGCUAUUUGCUCUUCGCAAUGCAGGAGUUCAAUUGGGAGACCAGGAGCUGGAUGCGUUCCUGCAACACAUUGACCAGGAUAAGAAUGGGCACAUCACAUUUGGGGAAUGGCGUGAUUUUUUGUUGAUGUACCCGCAUGAGGCCACGUUGUCUAACAUCUAUCAAUACUGGGAGAAAAUCUCCUUAGUGGACAUCGGCGAGCAAGCUGUCAUCCCAGAGGGCAUUGAUGAGCACAACAGGAUGCGGUUCCUGUUGGCAGGUGCUGUGGCGGGUGCAAUGAGCCGCACUGCGACGGCUCCUCUAGACCGGCUGAAGGUGAUGCUUGCGGUCCAGACCCACAGUACCACCUCCAGUAUCAUGCAUGGCUUAACGCAUAUAUAUCAAAAAAAUGGUGUCAUUGGGUUCUUCCGUGGCAACGGUCUAAACGUCCUGAAGGUGGCUCCGGAAUCGGCAAUUAAAUUUUAUGCGUAUGAAAUCAUGAAAAGUGCACUGGUUGGUGAUGAGAAGCAUGGAGAAAUUGGAACCUUGGGUCGGUUGGUUGCAGGGGGUUCCGCAGGUGCUAUUGCGCAGACGAUCAUUUAUCCUUUAGACUUGUUGAAGACGCGUCUGCAGUGUCACAAUGAGCCUGGAAGAGCGCCACGUUUAGCCAAGUUUACAUAUGACAUUUUAAUUCACGAAGGUCCGAGAGCUUUGUACAGGGGCCUUUUACCAUCUCUCCUAGGCAUAAUCCCUUAUGCUGGCAUUGACCUGACUACGUAUGAAACUUUGAAAAUCAAGGCUCGACUGUUACUGCCGCCGGGUACUGAGCCGGGGCCCUUUGUGCACCUAUGCUGUGGCACUUUCUCUGGAGCUUUUGGAGCCACGUGUGUCUAUCCCCUACAACUCAUUCGUACAAGAUUGCAAGCACAAUCUUCCAAGUCAAAUGAAAGGUACACAGGUAUGGUGGAUGCUUUUCGACACACUUAUCGAAAGGAAGGCUUGCGAGGCUUCUACAAGGGAUGGUUGCCGAACAUGCUGAAAGUGGUGCCAUCUGCUAGCAUUACAUACCUUGUGUACGAGGAUAUGAAGACUCGAUUGUCAAUCAAGUAAUUGCUUUAAUAACCUUGAUCAUGUUCAUAGAUUGUAGGAUAUUAAUGUGUUUGUAUCCAAACUGUAGCAUUUCAGAGCUGAUUGUUAAGAGUAACAUAUUGAGCAAACGCUGUCGAAUAUAAGUGUCAAAUCCACUUCACUUUAUUCCAGCAUCACAAAGUACAAAAUAUAAAGUAUUCACGAAGCAAUCCGACAUGGCUUCCAAUGGAUAGUGUGUCAUGAUUUCAUUCA
Molecule: messenger RNA, 1945 nt
Organism: Physcomitrium patens
Lineage: Eukaryota; Viridiplantae; Streptophyta; Bryopsida; Funariales; Funariaceae
Product: calcium-dependent mitochondrial ATP-magnesium/phosphate carrier protein 3
Biological process (GO): transmembrane transport
Molecular function (GO): calcium ion binding
Source: RefSeq, a predicted model, not a curated record